This is a messenger RNA of Lutzomyia longipalpis, 4044 nucleotides long. Its product is annotated as mucin-2. Gene Ontology annotation, cellular component: cytoplasm; plasma membrane. Bases 494 to 3115 code for a protein of 873 amino acids. The record is from RefSeq and is a predicted model, not a curated record. Lineage: Eukaryota; Metazoa; Arthropoda; Insecta; Diptera; Psychodidae. Gene Ontology annotation, molecular function: protein binding. The transcript is spliced from 7 exons.
UGCCCAACUGGACCAUUUUCUGAACGUCAAAAAAUGCGAGUUUGGAUCGUCUGGAAUUAGGAGUGAAAUUGUUGUGCAUUUUGGUGGAAAAAUCACGCGAAAAUCUUGUGCAAUAGCCCUCGUUUUUAAUCGUUAAUUUGUUACAAAACCCUCCCGUGAGCCCCAAGAGGUGGUGCACAGGUGAUUUCGAGUAUUUGGUGGUGCGCCACGGAGGCACGAGCGCGCAUUCUUUCACCGCAACUCCGGGCUGUGUCUUUUAAUGAAUUCGCUGCUACCGCACAAGUGCUCCAUUUCCGGGCAAUUUUCCCAUUAAGGGCUAAACACGGUGGGACGACAGCUGGCAGAGGCGAAGCGAGGGGAGUGAAGAUCAAUUGAGUAGCUGUGGAGUUUGGCGUGUGCGUGGCGAUUGCAUCCGGGGAGAGCGACAUUGGGAUGUUGGUGGAAUCUGUGGGUGUGCGCGGAGGACGAAAAAGUUGACGAAGGGACGUGCGGAAUGGAUUCAUCGCCACGCAAUGCCCUAUUCCGGGAGAUCCACAAGAACACCUGGCUCAAGAGGAUCACGAGUGACGUGAAGAAGCUGACGGUUGGUGCAAAAAGAUCAGAAAAAUUCUGGGUUGUCUUCUGUGUCCACGAUGAUUUUGAUGCACUGCUUGAGGGCUACAUGGAACCCCGUAUGGCUCCAUCGCAUUCACCCGAGUGGACAGUCUCCCUCCAGCAGACACAGCACAUUUCGCACGCUCUGGUGCCAUUGGAGCAGGAGUACGAGUUUGUAAUCACCCUGAGUUCCGAUGUUGUUCGCUUCAGCGCCUCAUCGUGGGAAAUUAUGCAAGAAUGGGUGGAUACACUGCGCUCCAAGUUGCGAGAGAUGAAGAUCCUUUCGCCACGGGAGAAUAUCUACAGCAAAUUACCGGAAAUUCGUCCACCGCUCCUGCCAACAAGGGAUCCAACAUCACCACUGCCAGCUCCACCACCUGUUCCUGCUGCCCUUGUUCCGGGCAUUGAGCGUAUUGUCCCCCCCACAACGGUGGCAGUUACAACAGCUGCAAACACCACAAGUGGUCAGAAUACUCCAACCACUAGUGCAAUGUCCAAUACUCUCACACAGAAUCUCAUUGCAAUGCUCUCGAGUCCCAUUGCGAAUCUCCGGCAGCACACAGACGAUGCACAAGCAUCCGGAAGUAGUCCACGUGCUGCAGCAACAACAUCCACAGCAACCCCAUCAGGUAGCAGCUUAACCAAUGGAUGUGCUAGUCCGGCAAAGAAGGCAGCAGCAAAGCCAUCGGCAAAAGUGCAGCAAAGUCUAGCGAAAACCUUCACGGAUAACGUUCUAGCGGACCCAAAUACCUGCCCACCCUCAACAUCAACCACCCAAGACGUCUCCACUGAAGCCUCCACAUCUUCCAAUGGAGCCACAAUCGAUGACAGGGAAUCUGACUGCACCAGCGUGGAAUCCCUCCCGAUUGUUCCUGAGCCAAUCGUCAUUCCCAGACCUCAGACGUCGCAGAAGAGGCGACAAUCGCCAUCAAGAGCGAGUCAGGAUGCUGCGGCAGAAGGUAGAUCAUCAUCAUCAUCCCCUAAGACAAAUGUGACAAUAAUUCAAGUGACUAAUACAGCAAAAUCCCCAGAGGUACCCUCAGAGGGUAUUAGCCUCAAUGUGAGUCCGGAAGAUUCUCCGGAACUUUCAAAUGAGCAUCAAUUUAAAUACAACGUGAAGAUAAAUCCGUCCAUUGAUACGUCCAAUAAGGAGGUGCCCAAGAAAAAGGUUUCGGGAUGUCAGGAGAAAGUUGAAAUAAGUUCCGUGCACAUCCCGAGUACUUCAGCCGCAGCUGGGCACUAUGGGAAGAUUUGUAAUGUCACAGAAGGUCCCAAGGUCACAGUUACGACGACAAAUAGCAAUUUUGCCACAAAUAUCUCCGUGGAAGCCACACCGGCGGCACAAGGAAGUGUCUAUGAGCAGGUUUUUAUCACAACAACAACUGCUGCACCAGUUACAGUGACAACAGCGACGGAUACGCGUGUUGUGAACCUCCUGGCGACACAGGCAAGAUCAGCUAGUCAUUCGGAUAUUCAUGUAACGCAGUCGAAGAGUCCUCCGGAGGCGAGUUCGAGUGGGACUCCGCGGAAGGAUAAGAAAUCCCCGCAGAAGGUGCCAUCGAGGCCAAUGCUGACACGAGGGGUUACCGAGGCGGUCAUUAGUCGCCCGUCGAGGAUUGAUAAGAAUGCCCUGGGGCGAGGAAGAUGCGCCCCGAAUGGUGAGGAAGCAACCACGAGUAUGCCGAAGACACGUCCACAGGCUGUGGGGGCGGCGAGUGGACAGGAUCAGAGGAAGCGCAGUAGUUCGACGUCAGAUGCACAGCAAAGUAGCCGGACAGCACGACCAGCUGCAAAUGCGGGAACAUCCAGCUCGGCAAGGGGUACUCAAGCGCCACCCUUUAGACCACCCCCCGAGGGGAGUUCACAGAAUAUUGGACGUUUAACACUGAGGGAGCAGCAAGUGAUGCACAUGCGACGCGAGAUGAUGCAUCCGGGUGGUGUGAGACUUCAGCUGAGACGAAAGGAUUGCUUAGGUUCCAUUGCAUGGGUGGAUGCUUUUGGGGCUGUUUGGGUAUCUGGAUGGAAGCAGAAGGAACAUCCAAUGCUGUACAAUGCCCUCCAUGUGGGUGAUCAACUGAUCUCAGUCGGUGGGGUGACAGUGGGAUCAGCUGCGGAUGCCAAUAAGCUCAUUAGGAGCUCCCUAGGACUCUAUGUGGAGCUAAUCAUUCGACGUGUUCCCUUUGGGCGUUGCUACGCCAUUCGACGUGAUCUCGAUGGGCAAUGCUUGGGUUUGGUACGUGAUUGUGCCACAGUGGUGGAUCUCGUGCCGAACAGCCUAGCAGCACGUCAUGGUCUUCCGCAGAAAGCUCAAACGUGCGAUGGGCUAUCGCUGACUUUCUGGGUGCUGACGGAAAUCAAUGGGCGCCCACUGAAUCUCUUUGCAAAGGAGAACGAAGUUAAGGAUCGACUGAAUGCCGUUGGGAGGGACAUAUCGAUUCUAGUGCAGCCAUCGGAUCUCGUGGCGAAGCUCAAGAAACAACUGAAAUCACUGAGAAGUCACAAAGACUACAUUGUGCAAUAAAAAUAAAGGAAGGGAGUGAGAGUGGGUGGAAUUGAAGAAAAAACAAAACGUGAUGAAUAGGUAUUUUUUUCUCUUUAAUAUUGUUGUAUAAAGAGACGUUUAGGGAAGCUUUUUGGAGAGAGAGAGAGAAAGAGAAGGAAUCUCAAAGACAAAGAUGACAAAUUCGAAAAAAGGCUGUAGAAAAACAAAAAAGAAUUCCAAUUAAAUGAAGAAAAUUUGUAAAUAAAAUUUUUUAGGCACUUUUACAAGCAAAAAAAAGAUAGAAGAAAAUUUUAGGACUUUCUACAAUAUUUAUGGAGGGAGAAGAAAUGAAAAGAGAAAGAAUCAGUGAAAGGAUAUUUUUGGACAGAGGGGGCAAAGGCAGAGGGUAUAUAUCCACAAGUGAUCACAUAAUACGUAACAUUUAAUAUCCAUUCUCAUGUACAAUAUCAAGUGUAGGUUAUUAUACAAGAAAUUCUUUAAUUUUUUUAAUUAAAAGAGAAUUUCUCAAGCACUCUGUGGAAUCAAUGAUGGUGCCUUUAGAGAGCAAUAAGGCAAUCCUCGCAAAUUCAUUUUUUUUGUGUGUAAGCUUAGAUGGAACUCAAAUUGUAAGAAAUCUCCCCGAGGCCAUAUCUCAGAUGAAAAUUUUAAUGUAGAAAAAAAUAAAAAGCAAGAAAAUGACGUCUCUCAGUUUGACAUAGGUCGCACUUGUAGGUACUUAAAUCUCCGUAUAGUAGAUUUUUUAUAAAAUGUAUUCAUUGUUUCUCUUUACUAGUCUCGUAUGCAGCUAUUUUAAUUCUUAUUAUUUUAAUUCAUUAAUAGAACAUUGUGAAAUUCUCUCAAGAAAAGAAGAAAAAAAGAAGAAGAAGAUGGAAAAGUUGAGUAAAAGGUGUGAAAGCAUUUGUGGGUAAAACAAAGUGAUCAGAAAGUUAUUAAAAUUUUCCAAAUAA